AUGACGACACGCGCAGACGGUGAGCCACGCACUGGUGCCCGCUGUAAAGCCGUGGGAUUUGGAUUAAAUAGCUUGUGAGAUGAGCCUUGGGUAAGGGGGGAGGGAGCUAAGGGCUGAUUUUGAUCUUUUACUGGACCGAGAAAGGGAGGAGGUUCGGAGAAUGAGUUAUUCUUGUGGUAACACGGAGUAGCCUGUUAGCCUGACGGUGUUAGCCAAAACCAAGCCAUCUAAAAGACACCGACGCACGGCCAUUGGCUCCUGCGGCUAGGGACGCCAAGCAACGGAUAGCCAGCGCUUUUAACAGGUACCACACAGGUGAAACAGCCCUCCUCGCUGGACAUGAAAGUGCAGCAAGGCUGUAACUCGACAGACAUGGGGAUCCCAGUAAGAACCGAGGAGGAGCUGCGCAGAAACGCUGUCAUAACACCGGAAGAUGUGCUGGGCUUGCAAAAGAUCACUAAGAAUUACCUUUGCUCCCCUGAAGAAAAUGUCCACAUGAUAGACUUCACCAGGUUCAAGAUUCGGGACAUGGAAACUGGGACGGUUCUAUUUGAAAUUACGAAACCCCCAACACCAGCAGGGGGCAGGAAGCAGUGUGACCCCAAUGCGGGCCGCUUUGUGCGGUACCAGUUUACCCCAGCCUUUCUACAGUUGCGGCAAGUCGGCGCAACAGUGGAGUUCACAGUAGGAGACACGCCCAUCAACAAUUUUCGCAUGAUUGAGAGGCACUAUUUCCGCGAUCAACUGCUUAAGAGCUUUGACUUUGAGUUUGGCUUCUGCAUGCCCAGCAGCAAAAACACAUGUGAGCACAUAUAUGAGUUUCCAGCGCUGUCGGAGGAAAUCAUGCGUGAGAUGAUCCUGCACCCAUACGAGACGCAGUCCGACAGCUUCUACUUCGUGGACAACAAGCUGGUGAUGCACAACAAGGCAGACUAUUCCUACAGCGGGGGCCCAUAGGAUAAACUGCACUGUGUAUAUUCACUUCACUACAGGUUUCUACAUUCCAGUCCAUGUAAGGGACAGAUAAAGUGACGAAAAUUCAUGAGAGUACAUUUAUUUUUGUUCAGCUGCCUGGUCAACCAGAUCUGUUCCUCUGCCUCACUGUCUUUGCAGGAACAUUGAAUUCUGCCGUCAUCUGUGUGUGUGUAUGGGAGAGUGUGUGGGCAGCGAACACAUGUACUGUCUGUACUUAUAGUUGAGCCCAGCGCAGGCGCAUAACAAAUAACUAGUUUUGUGUAACAUUUGAGGAAGCAGAGAAAACAAAAAAGACAAAUAAAAAUUAAAACAGACAUUUUUUAAAAGCACGAUGCUGUUAAAUCAAGUGGGAUGUACUGAACAUUUGAACAGAUCUGUCACAUUUCAUAUGCAGAUGUUGUAUUUCUGUUUUUUGUAACACACAUAUCCACCAGUAUGUUCAGUUAAACAGAAACAUGUCCUGUGUCAGUGUGAAUCUUUAUAGUAUAAAUAGGUCAAAGUAUUUUUCAAUAAAUAGACAUUUUUUUAGUGUCAGACAACAUUCAUAAGCCAAGCUCAUUCCAGUUUUGAUAUGUAAUAUGUACUCUGUAGUACUGGACACUGUGCAUACUUUACCAAUAAAUGUUUCAUGUAAAAAAAAUAAAAAUAAAAAUAUGGAAAAUUUUGAUCUCCAUCAAUGCAAUAAACAGGAAUUUUUC
Periophthalmus magnuspinnatus is the source of this 1673-nucleotide messenger RNA. RefSeq names its product unc-119 homolog a (C. elegans) (gene unc119a1). Gene Ontology annotation, biological process: visual perception; negative regulation of clathrin-dependent endocytosis; nervous system development. Gene Ontology annotation, cellular component: spindle pole; spindle midzone; intercellular bridge. The coding region runs from base 340 to 957 and encodes 205 amino acids. The transcript is spliced from 5 exons. Gene Ontology annotation, molecular function: lipid binding. NCBI's taxonomy places the organism in Eukaryota, Metazoa, Chordata, Actinopteri, Gobiiformes, Gobiidae. The record is from RefSeq and is a predicted model, not a curated record.